GACAACAUGGCGGAUUUUUCUUUAACUCUGACAAACAUUAUUUAGGUUGAAAAUAACCCUCCGUGUUAAAGAAUAGGGGUUGUCCACGUACAUGAUGCAAGCAAAUACUACCUGAAUAAAACCUCAGACUGAAUAAAAUGAUUCGUCUGUGUGCGCUUAAUGAUGAUUCAAGUGAAGAGAGUGACCACGAACCUACACAGGAAAGUGUCAAACAAGCCAAGGAAUCAGAGGCUCUGGAGUUGUACAACAAAGGCCUGGCCUUGCAGCAGAAAGGAGAUUAUACAGCAUCUGAGGAAGCAUAUAAUCAUUUGUUAAAUUCUGCUUUGGUCAAAGAGGCUCUGCCACCAGAUGAGGAUACUGGAUUAGUUGAACCUGGUCAUGUAUUGAAAUACUCAGCUUACAAGAAUCUGGCUUCAUUAGCAGAGAAGAGAGAACAAUGGGAAAAGUCUAUAGAUGCAUAUCUUCAGGCUGUUGCACUUGAUGAUUCAGAUGUGACAGUAUGGCAUCAUCUUGGAAUGGUAGCACUGAAGACAUUUGAUCUUUGCUUGGCUCGACAUUCAUUUGAGGAGGGUUUGAAGUGUAAUCCAAAGCACUGGCCUUGUUUAGACUUGCUCUGUACAGUGCUGUAUGCCAUUGGGGAUUACUACACAUGCCUAGUUGUGAUUUCGAAGGCCUUCGAGAGGGAUGAAGAAUAUCCUAAAGGUAUAGCAUUGAAAAAUCAGAUAUUCUCAGAGGAACCACCUCUCAAGAAAGAAUCACAACAUUUGAGAAAUCUGUUUAAUAUGUGUUAUGCAAUGAAUGAGGAAGAGCAAGAAAAUGAAGAGAACAAGUUUGUGAAGGAAGCACUUCAUCUCAGGGAACAGAGGCUAAAACUUGUUGAAGCAGACAGGGCCCCUCCCCCUCCUUAUGCACCCGUCAAGCCUCUGACUUCACACACGUGGGCAAGUCUGGGAGAAUGCUUCAUUGCUCUGUAUGAUCACUUAACAUCACCAGAAAAUCCUCAGCCGCUUGGUCGAAGAGUUGAUUUGGAGGAGUACUACAAAGCCAUUGUCACUCCAGACAUCUCCAUGUCCUACCGAACAUCUGUUGUUAAAGUGCCAGAUUAUUCAAGUUCCAGUUUUUCUACAGAGGGAUUUUCAGUGUACAAGAAUGUCCAGACAGGUGAGAGUGAGGAGAAGAGCAAAAAAGGACCAAAAAGAAAGAAACCUCCUCCAAGUGCCAUUGAUGAUUUUCUUCCCAAGAGAAGAUCAGCCAGGGUGAGAACAAACAAGAAGAAGGAAGAGGAAAUAAACUACAGGGAAUUGGUGCAGUCAUUUAUUCCUUCACUGUUCAGACCCAGUGUAAGUGUAGAUGAUGAAAGUAGCCAGGACAGUCUCACAGAUGGCUCACAGUUUAGUCAAAGAAGCAGCCAGUCACAAGCUACUGAAGGGAAACCUGGAGAAGCUGACAGGAACAAUUAUGAUGAAGUGAUCACUGGGGAAGCUGAGGCUUUGGACAUUCUCACCUUUGUCAAAGAGCACAUGGAAAAUGGUGGAAUCAUUGAUGUAAUGAAUCAAUAUGGGAUAUGCCUUGCAGCUCAAAACAACAAAAAGUGGCCUUCAGCCUUGGCAGACGUCUUCCUUAAGACCUAUCAAAGGAUGAGGAAACAUGUUAUUCUUCCUUCUGAAUUUUGUGAUGAUCAAGAUUCCCUAUAUAGAACAAGAAUGGCAAAGCUUGUACUUGUGGUCAGUGAGUUGACGCUUGACAAACUCCUCACAGCAAAGUCAAAAUCCUCAUCUAGCCUCUCACCUGCUAGUUCACCGCAUUUGGCAACAGAUGUGGAGUAUCUUCACCGCAUUAGCUGUGAUCAGAGCAUUCAUGGAGACUUCACUUUAGAAAUGGCCAUUAGAGUAAACUGGAUGCGAGCAAGAUAUCUUAUGCUACAAGGUCAAAUGGAUUAUGCCAUGAUGUACCUAGACAGGACUUCAAAGUUCUUAGAGCUAAAGGUCAAUUCUAUUGAGGGACCUACCACCGUCAAGCUAGUGAACUGUAAAGUCGAUAACCUUGUUACAAUCGAUCAAGUCCAGAAGAAGUUAGAAUCGCUACAAAGGUGUCAAUCAUUAGAAGAGGUUCACCGUUUGUACGAGUCAGGUUAUUAUGAAGAUGUGGUUCAACUUCUGAUGCCCACACUCCAUCAACCACAGCCUAAAACCAAGGUUGGUGAACUCGGCAUGUCUAUACCUGAGAGACCGGCUCAGCUGCUGCUACUUCAGGACUCGCUUAUUAAGCUCAAGGAUUACGAGCGGUGUCUCACGUGUUCCGAGAUAGCCCUGAACGAGGCCGUGUCACAGAUGAGUCCUUGCGAGGCCUGGUCCACAACUCUCUCCAGGCUCUUUGGUUGCAUUGAUAGGAGUAUUCAGGAAGGUGAUAACAUACUGGACAAGAUUCCUCAGGAUAAACUGUGUAGACUGACUAACAACAUCGUCAAGGUUCUAGAGGCAUCCAUGAACUCUUCCGACAGUAGUUCUGAUCCACCGUUAGCAACUGCGAAACCUUGGGUACUACUCUACAAAAUCACUGAACAUCAAGAGAAGUACAAUGAGACAGUGGACAGUUCGUCAAAGACAUGUGCACCUCCGACUGUUCCUCCGCCUGAAGACUCCCCAAUGCCUGAAACACUAAACACUGACAGCAAUAUGAGCAGCGGUGAUGUGAUACGUGAGGUGCCUGCAAGUAACCUAUCUCCAUCGCUACAGUUUCUGCGCAUAGCACAUGAACAUCUCGGCAGACGUGGCUGGUGUUGUAAUAACGAGGGAGUUUUUCUGUUGCUUAAAGUGGAGGUUCUGACAAAGGAGCUUGCCAAAGCGACGGUUCCCGCCAGAGAGGAGAUGGUUCGUGAUCUUGAGCAGUGUUUCCUUUGUCUUUAUGGGCAUCCUUCUAAGAAAGCGAAGGCUCGUGGCUUACAGGAACACAAUUCCUCUCAGAUCGCGCUGACGUGGAGCAACUCAGUCGGAGUAUUUGAUUACUUCAAGCCCCCACAGCCUCCCACGUUUGACAGUAAAUCCAACACUAUCUCGGCAGAGGUACAGAAUCUCCUCCGCAGAAUAACGUUGGUAAUCCCACAGCAGGAACUUGAAGCUAUCAGCUUUGAAAGCGUCCAGUCGUUUAUUGAGGGCGGAGAUGAGCCAAUCCCCAAGUUGCCUGAUCGUCUCGUAGGCGUUAAAAGACCUGUGAUAAAUGAAAUAUUUUAUCUCCUCGCUGAUUUCUACUUCAAGAACAAAGAAUUUAGCAAAGCCCUCAAGUUCUACAUGCACGAUGUAUCUGUCCAGCCCGACAGAGCUGAUACCUGGGCCGCUAUGGCUCUCGCUCGUAAAAGGAGACUGGAAAACAAGUUAAACGCGUAUGGAACACUCUGUUACAUGCUAUACUCCCAUGCCUCCAGGCAGUUAAAUCAGUUUGAUAAAGACGAGAUGACCUCCGACAACCGUGCGUCGUUGCUUAAGCGACGUGAUGAGAUGUUGCUGUUAUCUGAGAGCUGCUUCACGUCUGCGCUCGGCAUCGAGGACGGCGAACCCUGGCUCCAUCACUAUAUCUUAGGAAAGAUCACAGAAAAACUAAACAAACCUCCAAGUGUUUAUCUGGAGCACUAUCAAAAGAUUUAUUUCCGCAUCCAUGUGUCAGUUCUUAAACUUCUCUUUGACAAGUUCCCGGAUGUUGACGUUGGUGUCCUUGAAGAUCAUCUUCAGAGAGCGUCUAAGGGGCCCUUUUAUCACGCGGAGUUUGACACUGAUAUUGGACCGGGGAACGUCUACAGGACCGAGUCCACUACAUCAGAAUCUUUGUCAAGUAGCGUUUUCGAAGACACUAAGCAAAGCGAGCCAAAGUCUUCUGAGGCUAGUGGUGUAGCCAAUUCUGUAAUUUCUCCUGAGCCCCGACAAGGUGAAGACUUCAAUCCGCCUCAAGCAGAGGGUAACAUUGCAGAAGAACAUAAAAUCGCCACCCGGGAGGUUUCCGCUGCGGAAGCCCCUACAGUCUCAACAAACAAAGUUGAGGCAGGUUCGCAAAGUGAACAAUCCUUGGACCCGACGCCGAUGGAAGUUGACUUGAGUAAUGAACCGAGCAGGUUUACACCUGCAGAGGAGACCACGGAUAGUUCCCAGACCCCUUUAGAAGUUAGUUCUAAUGAGCAGCGCGAGAGCUUGGAAACAAAACAAGCUUUUCAAGCCUCGGAAAAAAAUGAUUCUAAGUAUGCUGAUCAAUGUGCCAAGGGUGAGGAAGAAAUGGAAAGUUCCAAAGAUACCGAGCUAUCUUUAGCUGGCUCAGAUGUAAUUGGUGAUGGGAAAACUGUUGAAGAGUUAAAUGCGGAAGAAGGUGUAGGGGAAACGGGUAUGGAAGUUGAGCAUGCCGGGGAACAGGAAUCGGUCACGUGCUUGGAAAACAAACUCAAGGAUGAAGAAGAAAAUGUUAAGAGUCUCGAUAAACUGGAGGAAAGCUCUGCUGACCAGGAAACUCAAGAAGCAGUUGAGUCCACUCUAAAUUUCGAAGAUACAGAAAUCAAAACGGAUAAAGAGAUUACGUCGAAUGAAGACACUGAGGUCAACAGUAAACCAGAAAAGAUGGAGACUGAGGAUAUUCCUACUCAUGGUACAGAAAAUGUUGAAAUGACGGAAAAUACCAGUGCAAUUUUAUCAACAUCGCCUGAUGAACCAGUGACAGAGACGCCUCCUGCUGUCUCUGUGACACCGACUACUGACCCCGCUGGAGUUUCCGCUUCUAGCGUGACACCGAUGGAGAACACGAAGCUGCCAUUGACAGAGGAACAGCAGGCAAAGAAGAGAGAACUCAUGGAUCUCUGUAUUCGUGCUCUUGAGUAUUGUCUUCGGCGGUUUUCUCAGCAUCACAAGUCGCGCUAUCGCCUGGCUUAUGUCUACUACUACUCUUCUGAGCAUAAGGAAACCAGUGUCUGUCGUGAUUUACUGUUAGGCAGCAAUACAAGACAGUGCAAGACGUUUCCCUUCCCGCCUCAAGGACUUUUCAACGAGAAAAGCAAAACAAACCUGUUCUCGGCCUUUUGGAGAAUUCCAGAAGAAGAUAUAGACAGGCCGGGAUGUUUUUGCACACACACCUAUAAGUCAGUAGCUUUGAUGCUGGAAGUUCUCCGCGAGUUAAACGAGUGGGACACGUUGUUACUCAUUCAGGCUCUUCUUUAUCGAACACCGGAGGCGGGCAAGAAAUACUUGAGGGACAAUGAAAGGAACUAUUUGGCCAGGAAGGCAUUUGAGUAUUCUCUGGAAAUAAUGAAAGUGAGAGUUUCCAAGCAGGACCCUAAGGUUGAGGUCUCGUUACUUUCCCAACUGGUUAUGGAUGCAUACGAGUGCUGGAAAACUGGACAAAGAUACGAGGCCCAUGUCAAGGCGACAGAGGGUUUACUGACACAGGCCUUUGAGAUGUUCACGGCUUCCCAGUCGGCUUCAGGAGAGUCGCUUAAACUUGGUCAGGACACACCAACAGACUCCCCAACGUCUCUGUUGGAUCAGGCUUUGAAGUACUGUCAACAGCUCGUCAAGCCACAGACUUCCUCGGCCAAUACGUCAGUUUCACAUCAAACAAAAGGAUCUUCGGGAACCGACACAGGUAACGAUCAAACUUCGGGCUCCGACACCGAUGUUGUAUCAACUGCUUUAGAGCAGACCUUUUCACCUCCGAUACCACAUCAAAAAGAAAAUAAUACUUCAGUAACUUCCCCAGUAGGAGAUCCUAUUCAAGCCUCCGAAACUGUCGUGCCAGACUUGCAAGCAGAUGUUGCUAUCGAGAGGAAAACGACAGAUAAUACACUGACUCGUUCCGAAGAUGUUCCGAUGAUAGCCGACCUGAUACCAUCGUCUGAAGCUCCGAUCACGGAGGGCGUGCAACGAGACUCUGAUAGCGUAACUCUUGAGAGUGAAAAUGAAAAAAAUAGAGAUACAAUUGAGGAAAAUUCAAACUCUGCCACUGCGGAUAGUAUUUCACUACGGGAGAUGAACGACGCAUCAGACGACCCCCGGAUUACUAGUUUGCCCGCGCAAGCUGGCACACCUGCAGCACCCGUUAAUCCGGGAGGUGCUGAUAUCACCGAAGUUAGUGAUGUUCCAUCAAGCACUUAGCGACCGCACAGAUGUAUCGAUCACAUAAAAGUGUACACUGUGUUGUGCAAAAAGAUAUCAUCGUGUUAUGAUAAGUACGUCCACAUUGCUAGUAAUGAAACUUAUAACCUAAAAAGUAUAAAGAAAACAGCGCCAUUACCAAAUGAGGUUUCUUGGCUAAAACAAGGCCAAAUUGUCCCUCGUAAGAAUUCUAGGGAAUACAAUUUUUUUACAAGGUAAAGGAAAGGAAAAGAAAGGAAACUUUCAACAUGAAGGAAAUGUUGAGAAAUCCGGGUUACACUGCAUUAAUCCCUUUAUUUCUACACGGCAACUGAAAUAAAGAUGUAUUUUUCUUUAAUAGAAACAUAUGCCCGUUUAAAAUAUGACAUCUCUUGUGGCUAGGGUUUUUUAAUAUUACAAAAAAA
Pocillopora damicornis (cauliflower coral) is the source of this 6526-nucleotide messenger RNA. Its product is annotated as calcineurin-binding protein cabin-1. Lineage: Eukaryota; Metazoa; Cnidaria; Anthozoa; Scleractinia; Pocilloporidae. Gene Ontology annotation, cellular component: nucleus. The record is from RefSeq and is a predicted model, not a curated record. Gene Ontology annotation, biological process: chromatin organization. Gene Ontology annotation, molecular function: nucleosome binding; protein binding.